Messenger RNA from Ectocarpus sp. CCAP 1310/34, 417 nucleotides. Lineage: Eukaryota; Phaeophyceae; Ectocarpales; Ectocarpaceae. The record is from the annotation of a GenBank genome assembly.
AUGUUUGUCCGUGCGCCACGGUUCGAUGCCGUCCGCAUGCUCCGGUUCCGCUGCUCCGGUUCCGCUGCUCCGGUGCUGCUGUGGCCAGUCCUAGCACGACCAAACUCGACCCGCUCCGCUUCGUACACGCUCUCGUUGCUGUCCAUCCCAGUCGGUUCCUCGCUUUCUCCCUCGUUGCACUUAGGGUCCUUGGUCUAAAAAUUCUCGCGCCGAAGGGUCAACCAGCCCAAUCAGCUCGUCACCAACCUGUCCCCUCCUCCUUUGAUGGCAAAACCAGGUUACUGAGACAGUACAGCUCCCUCUAGCAAACCUAGGGCCGUGUACAUAGUGCCCGUCCACCUUUCUGAUGACGUCUGCCUCCGCGCACAAGGAUGAGAUGGGCAUUGCUGCCUACACCGACGGCCUGGAGGCCCGCGC